Molecule: messenger RNA, 507 nt
Organism: Anopheles moucheti
Lineage: Eukaryota; Metazoa; Arthropoda; Insecta; Diptera; Culicidae
Product: adult-specific cuticular protein ACP-20-like
Exons: 2
Coding region: 1-507 (168 amino acids)
Cellular component (GO): extracellular matrix
Source: RefSeq, a predicted model, not a curated record
AUGUUCAAGCUAUCCUUUGCCUUGUUGGCCCUUUUGGGAGCUACGCUAGCCUACGAACAUCACGGAUUCGUCAGCGAAGUCAAGCACAUCCCGUACAAAUUCUACGGUGGUGGCGGUUUUGGCGGUGGACAGGGUGGUUUUGAGGGUGGCAUCGGAGGCGGUAUUGGCGGUGGCAUCGGAGGAGAUGAGGGUAAGGACUACUAUGCCUACCCGAAGUACAAGUUCGAGUACGGAGUGAAGGACUACCACACCGGUGAUCACAAGAGCCAGUGGGAGGUUCGGGAUGGAGAUGUCGUGAAGGGCGAGUACACUCUGGAUGAGCCGGACGGUUCGACCCGCAUCGUGAAGUACCACGCCGACAGCAAGAACGGAUUUGAGGCUGUCGUCAAGAACAUUGGCAAGGGAGGUCUGCAGCAGGAGAGUGGCUCGAUUGGUGGAGGACUGGGAGGAUUCGGUGGCGGAUACGGUCAUGGCUACAGCUACAGCAAGCUGAAGAAGUUCAACUAA